CUUCACUCAGCUUUACAUUCAGCGUGCAGCCCCAACCUUUUAACAUUGCCUCUCGAUCCUGCUUUGCUCUCUACUUCAACUUUCCACAUUUAACUUGCACUGCCUUUCCUUAACACCAGGAAGUUCCCAAUGAUGACACCAUCCAGCAACACCAGCCCUCCUCUCGUCCAAGAGACCCCAUUCCAACAAAUGUCCAUCUUGGACAUCUUCUUCCCGGGGUUCUCCCACAUUUCAAGCACCAUUCAACAGCUUCUAGCUGGAGACCUUAGCAGCUAUGCUCACCUGAUGUGCCUUUUUGGGUUGCUUGCCUUCUUCGGCACUUAUACCCAUAAGUUGAGGGUAUUGCUCGAAGACCAUUUUACAUCCACCGUGUAUGUGCAACGCUCUGACGAAACGUACAACAUGGUUCUGGAGCGGGUCUCCUCUCGAAGUCUUGAUAACGCCGCUCGAUCCUCCAUUGCACGAGUCAAGAAGCAAAGAGGCCGAGAAGGCCAUACAGGCGAGGCCAAGAAAGCGCUCAGCUUCUCGCCUUGGUAUGGCAGCUUCAUCUUCCGUUACAACAAUACCUUCCUCUCAUAUCGGACCUCGCUGAGGGAUGUCGGCUUUCAUAAGGAGGAAGAAAUCUCCAUUACGUGCCUGGGACGAUCUUCCACGGCACUGAAGAAUUUCUUGAUUGAGUGUCGAGAUGAAUAUCUCAAUCUCAUCAAGAACAAGACGGCUGUUUUCAAACACCGCAACGACCGUUGGGAGCGAGCGACAGCGGUAGACGCCAGACCGCUGUCGACCGUCAUCCUAGGUGACGCGCAAAAACAAUCAUUCAUCAAAGACGUUGAGGAUUUCCUUAAUCUGCGAACUCGACAAUGGUACUCUACGCGAUCCAUGCCUUAUCGACGAGGCUACUUGUUACACGGUCCUCCUGGAACUGGAAAGUCUAGCUUGAGCUUGUCCGUGGCUGGUCGCUUUGGUCUAGAUAUCUACGCCGUCAGCGUAUCGACUGUCAAUGACCGAACGCUCGAGGACCUGUUCGCCAAGCUCCCUCCACAAUGCGUCGUCCUGCUGGAGGAUAUUGAUGCCGCUGGUGCGACACAUUCUCGUGAUGCUGGUGGUGAGAUUGCCAGCGAAAGGGGAAAAUCCGCGGACACGAAUUCAGUGACGCUGUCGGGGCUGCUCAAUGCUAUCGACGGUGUGGCCUCCCAAGAGGGUCGGCUGCUCAUCAUGACAACGAAUCAUAUCGAGAAGUUAGAUGACGCGCUCAUUCGACCUGGGCGUGUUGACAGGGAGGUCAAGUUCCAACUUGUCGACAGGGACUUAUCCACUCAAAUAUACCGUCUCGUGUUUGAGCAGCCAAACGAAGUUGGAUUGAACACAGAGAGGCGAACUAAAGAUCAAUUGAUGGUUGAACGAUUUGCGGAUGAAUUUGCCGCUAAGGUGCCAGAGCACGAGUUCAGCCCGGCCGAGAUCUUGUCCUUCCUCGUACAGUACAGGGACUCUCCCAGCUGCGCUCUGGAGAAUGUGGAAGACUGGGUAGCGCGUACUUUGCAAGAAAAGAGGAGCAAAGGGGCUGGCUCUUGUGAUGAUGCUAUGUCUAGAAGGGAUAAAGCGUCCGCCAACCAUGAGCAACAUCUCCUUUGGUUUUUGAAGUUUUGGAACUUUUGGUGCUAAAGAAUCAUUCCUUACCAUGUGUAGCACAUGUAAUUAGCCAAUAUCGCCUGGACUGAGUUCAGGAGAUCAGACAGUCAAUGUAUUUGUUUUCACGUGAUAACAACCUGUCAUUCUGUUCUGCCAAACCACCUAUUCCAUGCUCGGAAGAUAUAUUUGUAACAUCCAAACGCGGAUAUAUAUUGAACAUUUU
Messenger RNA from Ilyonectria robusta, 1852 nucleotides. RefSeq names its product P-loop containing nucleoside triphosphate hydrolase protein. Gene Ontology annotation, biological process: protein insertion into mitochondrial inner membrane from matrix; mitochondrial respiratory chain complex III assembly. Gene Ontology annotation, cellular component: mitochondrial inner membrane. Bases 130 to 1662 code for a protein of 510 amino acids. NCBI's taxonomy places the organism in Eukaryota, Fungi, Ascomycota, Sordariomycetes, Hypocreales, Nectriaceae. The transcript is spliced from 2 exons. The record is from RefSeq and is a predicted model, not a curated record. Gene Ontology annotation, molecular function: ATP binding; ATP hydrolysis activity.